AACCAGGUGAUGGUUCCCGGUGGUCCCGGUCUUUAACCCUGCUCUCUGAUAAACGGCUUGUAUCAGCAGCUCCGGGUCCAGGACUCACCUGCAGCUCCGGGUCCAGGACUCACCUGCAGCUCCGGGUCCAGGACUCACCUGCAGCUCCGGGUCCAGGACUCACCUGCAGCUCCGGGUCCAGGACUCACCUGCAGCUCCGGGUCCAGGACUCACCUGUCUCUCUGUGGGAUUUAAACAUAUUUAACUUCCAUCAUGGGAUCAGCAACCAAACUGGCCUUCAGUGUUUUCCUCAUCUCCUGCUCCUCAGGAGCCAUCCUGGGCCGCUCAGAGACUCAGCAGUGUGUCCACUACAGCUACUCCUCCUCCGCCUCCUCCUCCUCCUCCUCCGCUCGGGGGAACCUCAGCGUGGUGACGUGCUCCGGGGAGAAGGACAAGCGGCUGCACUGCUUCGCCACCUGGAAGAACGUGUCAGGUGUCGUUCAGGUGGUGAAACAAGGCUGCUGGUUGGACGACGUCAACUGUUACGACAGGAACGAGUGCGUGGAGAAGAAAGACGCUCCUGAAGUCUUCUUCUGCUGUUGUGAAGGAAGUCUGUGUAACCAGAGGUUCUCCUACAGCCCCCCCGACCUGCCCCCCCUCCCCACGACAAACAAGCCGGUGACGGCGCCGCCUCCGGUGCUGACGACCCUCAUGUACUCGCUGGUUCCCAUCAUGGCCGUCACCGCCAUCAUCCUCGUCUCCUUCUGGAUGUACAGACACCACAAGCUGGCUUACCCCCCCAUACUGGUCCCUACACAGGACCCGAGUCCUCUGCCCCCCUCCCCCAUCCUGGGCCACAAGCCUCUGCAGUUACUGGAGGUGAAAGCCAGGGGGCGCUUCGGCUGCGUGUGGAAGGCUCAGCUGCUCAGUGAAUAUGUGGCCGUCAAGAUCUUCCCCAUCCAGUACAAGCAGUCGUGGCAGAACGAAUACGACAUCUUCAAUCUGAGCGGCAUGAGACACGAAAACCUGCUGCACUUCCUGGGAGCUGAGAGGAGAGGAAGCAACCUGGAGGGGGAGCUGUGGCUCAUCACUGCGUACCAUGACAAGGGCUCUCUCACAGACUAUCUGAAGGCUAACAUCCUCUCCUGGUCUGAGUUGUGUCUCAUCUCUCAGUCGAUGUCUCGAGGUCUCGCCUACCUGCACGAAGACAUACCUGGACUCAAGUCAGCCGUCGCACACAGGGACUUUAAGAGUAAGAACGUCCUGCUGAAGUCCAACCUGACCGCCUGCAUCGCUGACUUCGGCCUCGCUCUUCAGUUUGAGGCGGGAAAAUCUCCCGGAGACACACACGGACAGGUGGGCACCAGGAGGUACAUGGCCCCUGAGGUCCUGGAGGGAGCCAUCAACUUCCAGAGAGACGCCUUCCUGAGGAUCGACAUGUACGCUCUGGGUCUGGUGAUGUGGGAGCUGGCCUCACGCUGUAAAGCUGCUGAUGGUCCUCUGGAUGAGUACAUGCUUCCCUUUGAGGAGGAAGUGGGUCAGCAUCCGUCUCUGGAGGACAUGCAGGACGUCGUCGUCCACAAGAAGCUGAGACCGACGCUCAGAGAGUGCUGGCAGAAACACGCGGGCCUGGCGGUGCUGUGUGAGACGGUGGAGGAGUGCUGGGAUCAUGAGGCGGAGGCGCGGCUGUCGGCCGGCUGCGUGGAGGAGCGCGUCGUUCAGAUGCAGCGACUGACGAGCGUCACCGUUCCCGAGGAGAUCGUUACCGUGGUUACCAUGGUAACCAACGUGGACUAUCCGCCCAAAGAGUCGAGCCUAUGACGAGGCCGAGGACCAAUCGGGACGGAGCAGGGACUCCCUCAGUGACUUCUUAAAGACAACAUGGAGGACGGUCUCUCUGACCGCCACCCUCUGACAUCACUUCCUCUUUUAUAUUACAAAGUAAAAGACUUCCUGGACCUUUUCUACGAUCAUGUGACUUCAGUUUAAAAAGGGCGACUUUAGUUUGUGAAGAAGAAGAAGAAGAAGAAAACAGCUUCUGAAUGUCUGAACCACUGUUUACACACAUCAGCUUAUUGAUCAGCUGAUCAGCUUAUUGAUCAGUUACAAACUCAGCAGUGAUCAAAGUGUCUAGCAGGUGGAGCCUCAGUGAUGUCACAUGACAUAAUAACCUCUGUCAGCUGAUUGUGACACAAACAAAACCUCUGAAUACCGGUCCCAGUACAGACCGGUCCCAGUACAGACCGGUCCCAGUACAGACUGGUCCCAGUACAGACAGACUGGUCCCAGUACAGACUGGUCCCAGUACAGACUGGUCCCAGUACAGACAGACUGGUCCCAGUACAGACCGGUCCCAGUAUAGACCGGUCCCAGUACAGACUGGUCCCAGUACAGGCCGACUGGUCCCAGUACAGACCGGUCCCAGUACAGACUGGGUGUUUUUCAACCUGUUUCCUCCUCUGUCUUUUAUUGUGGUGACGACAGGAAGCUGCACAGUGUGUACAUAUGAAUGUUUUCAGCAUGUUUGUUUUUUAUUGUUUUUAAAAAGAUUUUAGUUUAUUUUCUACAAACUACUAUCUGAGUUUAAUUUAUUUUGAAAAGCUCAGAACACUAACUUCCUGUGGAGGAAGACGUGUAUAUGUGUGAGUGUGUAUGUGUGUGUGUGUGUGUGUGUGUGUGUGUGUGUGUGUGUGUGUGUGUGUCUGUGUAUGUGUGUCUGUGUGUGUGUGUGUGUGUGUGUGUGCGUGUGUGUGUGCGUCUGUGAAUGUGUGUGUGUGCUGUGAGUGUGUGUGUGUGUGUGUCCGUGUCUCUGUGUGUGUGUGUGUGUGUCCGUGUCUCUGUGUGUGUGUGUGUGUCCGUGUCUCUGUGUGUGUGUGCGUCCAUGUCUGUGAGUGAGUGUGUGUGUGUCCGUGUCUGUAUGUGUGUGUGUGUGUGUGUGUGUGUUUCCUGUGACUCCUCUGUUUGAUGUUUCACAUGAAAAUCAAUAACUUCCUGUUUUAUUUAUUUCAGAAUAAAGUCCCUGAUUAUUCUCCCUGUGGUGCGUUCGCUGUCUGUGGGCAUUCUGAGCGCUCUGUUGGAGCUGAUUGUUGAAUAUUGUACAGAAGAUCAUGUGAUGCUGUUUCCCCCAAUAAACUGCUCUGCCUCUUC
This is a messenger RNA of Scomber scombrus (Atlantic mackerel), 3126 nucleotides long. RefSeq names its product activin A receptor type 2Aa (gene acvr2aa). Gene Ontology annotation, molecular function: ATP binding; activin binding; activin receptor activity. Gene Ontology annotation, biological process: activin receptor signaling pathway; protein phosphorylation; cellular response to growth factor stimulus. The transcript has 12 exons. Gene Ontology annotation, cellular component: activin receptor complex; plasma membrane. The record is from RefSeq and is a predicted model, not a curated record. Lineage: Eukaryota; Metazoa; Chordata; Actinopteri; Scombriformes; Scombridae. Bases 253 to 1800 code for a protein of 515 amino acids.